AUGCCUGGACGGAACAGGUACAAUCUGGUGGACGAUGUCGCGGAUUCGCGGGUCCCCCUCCAUAAUGAAGAGGCGUACCAACACGGGAUACAUUUCCAAGCUAAGGUGAAAUGUAUAUCUACAUUUUCUAGAAUAAGCAAGACACUUUGAUGUUUUCCCUAUAUUUAUUGUCUUUCCCAUUGCGCGUCUUGAAAGAGUUCUGCCGCCGCGUUAUAUUUUGGUGUCCAACUUCAAAGGUCUCAUUUGGGGUAGGACUAGCCUAUCAUUUCAUUUUACAUGAUUGCAUUAUAAAACUCAUGACUGGUGCACGUUUGUGGUAACGACGUGACUUAUUUCUAGUGACUUGAGAUACUUUGUCAAAUUUCCCCCUCCCCCAUAUGUUGCAAAUAUGCUUUCUAGGAGUAAGUUUUCCAAACCUGCAAACAUUCACAUUUCCCUCCAUCUCUGUAGCCUACUUUCACCAGAGUACUCAACAUGGACUGUUCUUACUCAAACUAUUGGUCAUUAAUUGCUCAAAAGGAGGCAAAACAGAAAACACAGAACAUUAUUACAGACGUUUAAGUUAGUAAAACACAUAUAAUAAAGCCUAAUGUUUGAUGAUUUGAGAUUAAUCCUACAAGAUGCUUAUAAUAAAACACUACAAGUGUAUAUACCAGUGUAAUAACAGUGGAAAAAUAAAUAACUAGUUAUAUAGGCUUACACAAUAUUAGACGGCUACAUGUAAUUAAUUAUUGGUUGCAAUCGGCUACUAGGCUAUGCAUAACCACUUACACAGGAUAAUUACAGGGAAAGGUGUCAUGCAUUUUAUAGUAUGGUUAUCAAAACAUUGUGUUGUUGUGUUUUGUUGCAUCUAUAACUGUAUGUUGAGUGUAUUGUCUGAUCUAGAACUGUGCUCUUAUGUGUUUUGUAUAGCUGUCUUAUCUAUAACGUCUCUUGUGUGUGUUGUUCAGUAUGUGGGCAGUCUGGAUGUUCCCAGGCCCAACAGUCGUAUGGAGAUCGUAGCAGCCAUGAGGAGGAUCAGGGUAAGACAAGCAUCAUCAACACUUUGA
Coregonus sp. 'balchen' is the source of this 1049-nucleotide messenger RNA. The record is from the annotation of a GenBank genome assembly. Lineage: Eukaryota; Metazoa; Chordata; Actinopteri; Salmoniformes; Salmonidae.